Molecule: messenger RNA, 1257 nt
Organism: Pelobates fuscus (common spadefoot toad)
Lineage: Eukaryota; Metazoa; Chordata; Amphibia; Anura; Pelobatidae
Gene: BRIX1
Product: biogenesis of ribosomes BRX1
Exons: 10
Coding region: 45-1061 (338 amino acids)
Biological process (GO): ribosomal large subunit assembly; rRNA processing
Cellular component (GO): nucleolus
Molecular function (GO): rRNA binding
Source: RefSeq, a predicted model, not a curated record
UGCGGCCCGGAGAGUCCGUCUUCCGUUUCCGGCUGAGAGUAAACAUGGCAGCGCACCGGAGAAAACGUGGCUCCUCUCCCGGAUCGGCGAAAACGAACAAAAAAGCCAAAUUGCAGCAGCCCGAGCGCGUGCAGGAGGCGGCGGCUGACGAGUUUACCGUCCCGGCUCCCGUUUCUGAGGGGAAAUGGAAGAACAAGGAACGAGUGCUAAUUUUUUCUUCUCGUGGCAUCAAUUUCCGCACCAGACAUCUCAUGCAAGACCUAAGAACUCUCAUGCCACAUUCUAAAGCAGAUACCAAAAUGGAUCGUAAGGAUAAACUGUUUGUUAUAAAUGAGGUCUGCGAAAUGAAAAACUGCAACAAAUGCAUAUAUUUUGAAGCCAAAAAGAAACAAGAUCUGUAUAUGUGGCUGUCUAAUUCUCCUCAAGGACCAUCUGUAAAGUUCUUAGUUCAGAAUAUUCACACACUGGCAGAGUUGAAGAUGACCGGAAAUUGCCUGAAAGGAUCUCGUCCUCUUCUCUCCUUCGAUCAGGAGUUUGAUCACCAUCCACAGUAUUCUUUGUUAAAGGAACUGUUUACACAGAUUUUUGGAACCCCAAGAUACCAUCCAAAAAGCCAGCCUUUUGUGGACCAUGUGUUCAGCUUCUCCAUAGUUGACAACAGGAUCUGGUUUAGAAAUUACCAGAUUAUAGAAGAAGAUGCCUCUCUAGUGGAAAUUGGACCCCGCUUUGUCCUAAAUCCCAUUAAGAUUUUUCAAGGAAGCUUUGGUGGGCCGACGUUAUUUGAGAAUCCUCACUAUCAGUCUCCUAACAUGCAUCGGCGCCUUAUCCGGUUAGCUACAGCUGCGAAGGUGAGAGAGAGGCAGCAAGUGAAGGAAUUGCAGAAGCUAAAGAAGAAGGACGAAGUAUCCAUUGUGCCGCCUGAUCCCACGGCGGACGUCUUUUACACACCAGCCGAAAUAAAGCCACAGCCGGUAGAGACACAGCCACCUCAGCCGAAGCCAAGCGUUAAAAGAAAAGACAAGCAAUUCAAACGCCAAAGAAUGGCUAAAAAACGCAACUGAACUGUGGGGAGAGGAAAGAGAUUUAUUUAGUACAAAGCAGAUUAACCAUGGCGGUCAAUUUGUUGUUUGUUCAUCCUAAGACUUUUGUUGAUGGUCCAAUUAAGGGUUGCGGGCUUCUGUUGCCCACCUGUGAUUUACAGGUUUCAGAGUCUAGAAAGUCUUUUAUACAAAUAAACCAAAUAACAAAAACAAGCCA